AAUACCUACAGACAGACCACCAGAUCUCUGAAAACCCCACUCGACUGAAAAACUACAUAGAACUGCAACCUCAUUCACAGCAACCAUGAGUGAGAAAGCACAUGAUCAUGGGAUCCAGGACAAGCUGGGGCAGUUGAGAUGUCACUUCACGUGGGGGCUGGAAAUUGAAGACAAUGCAAUACCAGAUUUAGAAAGCAGGGUCAUGGAAGAGAUUGAGUUCCUAGACACCAGAUACAAUGUGGGGAUUCACAACCUCCUGGCCUAUGUGAAGCACCUGAAAGGCCAGGAUGAGGAGGCCCUGCAGAGCUUGAGAGAAGCUGAAGACUUGGUCCAGAGGGAGAACACAGACCAGUCAGACCUGAGGAGCCUGGUGACUUGGGGCAACUGUGCCUGGGUGUAUUACCACAUGGGCAGAUUGGCAGAAGCCCAGACUUACCUGGACAAGAUGGAGGACACUUGCAAAAAGUUUGCAAGUCCCUCCCGCUACAGGCUGGAGUUUACUGAGAUGGAGUGUGAGGAAGGAUGGGCCUUGCUGAAGUGUGGAGGACAGUAUUAUGAGCGGGCCAAGGCCUGCUUUGAAAGGGCUCUGAGAGUGGAGCCUGAAAACCCUGAAUUCAGCCUUGGGUUCGCCAUCUCCUCCUUCCGACUGGAUUAUGAUGAUGAAAACGUAAUUUCUCUAGAGUCCCUGAGGAGAGCUGUCAGCUUAAACCCAGAAGAUGUAUAUGUUAAGGUUCUUCUUGCCCUGAAGCUUCAGGAUGUAGGACAGGAAAAAGAGGGAGAAAGCUACAUUGAGGAAGCUCUGAACAGCACAUCCUCCAAGCCCUAUGUGUUUCAAUAUGCAAGCAAAUUUUACCGAAAAAAGGGCUGUGUGGAUAAAGCUAUUGAGCUCCUUAAGAAAGCCUUGGAGGCAAGACCCGACUCUGGCUACCUGCAUCACCAAUUAGGGCUUUGCUACAGGGCAAAACUGUUUCAAGUAAAGAAUGUGAGAAAUAUGAACCGUAGAAGGCAGGAAAGAGAAAAUGUGGACAGAUGGGUUCAAUUGGCUAUAAAAGAAUUCCAAGAGACUCUAAGACUAAGGCCAAGAUUUGAGAUGGCUUAUGUUCACAUGGCUGAAAUGUAUGCAGAAAGAGGCCAGUGCAGAUUGGCAGAGGAAAAUUUUCAGAAAGCAUUAUGCAUGGAUAACCUUGCUGACCACAUACAGCAAGACAUUCAUUACCUCUAUGGCCGUUUCCAACAAUUUCACAUGGGAUCUGAAGACAAAGCAAUCACCCAUUAUUUAAAAGGUCUAAAGAUAGAAGAAAUGUCCUUUGCCAGGAAAAAACUUACAAGUGCCUUAGAAAAACUGGCUAAAAAUCGUGUGAAACAGAAUGUGAGUGUUGUGGAGAGUGUCAGCCUCCUGGGGCUCAGCCAUAAAUUAAAAGGGGAAGUGAAGGAGGCCCUGCUGUGCUAUGAGAGGGCUCUGAGGCUCACUGAUCAGCUGAACCCUGUGUUUUGAGGAAGGGACCCCACCUCCCACUUCAUCUACUCACAACUAAAUAGAACAACAAGCUUCCCUGCUUGCUGCCUCCUGAAAUGUAUAACUGACGAAAUAAAAAAGUAGAUGGGACAGCACAUGCCCUCUCCCUGCCUUUCAGCUCCUGCCUUCUCCCUGCUGCCUUAGUGCCUAGGCCAGGAGCAUCCAUCCUCUCUCCUGGCAUCCCUGCACUCAUUGGCCCUGGAUGAAAAUCCUGUUUGACACCCAGCAGCUGCUGGAUCCACCAGGGUCCUUUUCCUAAUGACUGUGCCUUGGAAAUGAACUGCUUCCUCCUUGAGUGAGGCUGUUGUCCUGGACCAAGGAGAAUUCAACAGAUAGGGGUUCUUUUUUAUGUGGCCAGAUACUCUGAGGCACUUUAAGAUCUAAGAGCAAGACAAAUGAUCAAACAGAAGACUAUAAAAGGCGAGGCCUUGAGAAGUUCAGUAUAGCAUUCUAGCCCAAGGUCCAUUUGUCCGGCCCCACUAUACCCUAGACCUGCUGGUCAGUGGGCCCUUUAUACAACCUUCUCAUCAUUUAACCUUUCAUUUUCAUGUGUCCAGCUGCUGGAAAAUCACAAGGGAGCUAUGUGAUCCAAACACAUAGCUGGAAAUUUAUUCAUAGUUACAAAGACUUGAUGUUUUAGGGAAAGAAAAGCGAAGUCAAAAACCUGUUUGGGAUGUGCAAGGUCAAAAUGACACAAAUAGGUUUAUACCAUUUUUUGGUGUUUAUUAGGUGGUAUGUGAUAUAAUAUUUUUUACCUGACAUAAAAAUAUUUCAGUAAAAUUGGCUAAGAGCAUCAAUUCUUUGAGUGUAUUUUGAGUAAUAUUCUAAAAAGAUAUAUAUUCUCUGUGUAGAAAUAGAAAACUAUAGAACAUAAAAAGGCAGCCAUGACAAUUCAAAUAUCACCAAGUCUUUAGAAAACACAGGGAAGAUAUUCCCUUUAGAGGGCAUGGGAUUAGAAGCCUGACUUAUGUGACCUGGAUCCCUGAGGGAUGUUAACCAAUGGUGGGGACUGGGAGUGGGAAUGGGUUUGUUUGUGGCAUUCAUUUCACACUUGGGGAAGCCACAAGUGACACAUUUUUUAUUUUGUUGAUACUUAACCAAGAACAAAUUUAGUAAAUUAAACCAGAGGAAACUAUUAGAACAGAAAUAUUGUUCUUUAUUGUGUGUGGGAGGAAAAACAAAGUAUGACUUAAGCUCACCAGGCCUCUCUCUGAAUUUGUUACCAUGCCUGUUGCAGAGUAACUUGGAGGGGGAGAUUUGCCUCUACUCAGAGAAUUAAUCUAUAUGAGAACUUGAGGGCACAUCUGUACUCAUUGGAAGAUACACACAAGGUACUUCUGGUUGUCACACUAGACAGCUCUUGGUUUGGCUCAGUUUUAUAGUUGUUGGUAAAUUGAAGGCCAUUGUUCCGGAGCCAUUGGAUGGUUUAGGCAAAAAGAUGUAUGGGCAUUUAUAUCCCCUUGGCUGAAUUCAUCACAAAUGUAAUGAAGCUAGUUGGGAAGUUGUCAGAAAGUGUGAUUUCAAUGCACCAAACUCACUCAUCAAUGAAUAUUGAAACAUCCCCAGUACUCCAGGAACUGGAACCAAAAUCAGUUUGCUAGCAACCAGUGUUUGAGUUUCUACAAGUUUGUGUGCAUGUAUGUAUAUGUGCAUGCACGCAGGUGUGAGUGUAUAUGAACUUGGAACAGCAAAAGGUAACUUCUCAUAUAAUCUCUUUUAAACAAAAUCAGCUCUCAGACAAAUAAGAGGCACUUGAUAAGGCAUAAUGGGUUGGUUGACUGAAAGUCUUGUGAGUGCUACUUUUGUGUAGCUCAUAUAUGCAAUAUGUAGCAGAGAAGAACAGAGGACCAGGAAUACAGGACUGCAUAGCUCUCUCUGCUUACGUGAAAAUGAAGACUAUGGAAGAAUACAUUAAACUUUGCAAUGUUUCCUGGUGCAGAAGAGUGCGGAAAAGAAAGAGGAACUGCAAUAAAAGACUUCUCUGUAUUCACUUUUGGAACCAUGUCAAUGUUCUAUGAAAUUCCUAUUUUAAAAGCCAACCACAUAUGUAUGCAAUUCAUGAAUUUAUCUUUUUAUUUUUUAGUUGUAGUUGACACAAUAUCUUUAUUUUAUUCAUUAUAUGUGGAGCUGAGGAUUGAACCCAAGUGCUCUACUGCUGAGCCACAACCCCAGCCCACAAUUCAUGAAAUGUUUAGCAAUUAGUUACGCUGAUUGCAUUUUUAUCCAACAACAAAGAAACAGAGAAAUUGAUGGAUAGAUAGAGAAAUGAGUGGAUUAAUACAUAUGCAGUAGAGUAAACAAAAUAAAAUGUAAAAUGUAGACUCUAGGUGUGUGAGUGUUCAUUGCAAAAUUCUCUCAGCUUUUCUGUUUGACAAUGUACAUUAUAAAAUACUUGGAUAAAAAAAAAGGCAAUACUAAUAUCCAAUUAGUAAAGCAGACUGAGUGACACAAAGGAGCCAAAAUGUAUAUGGAAUGGAGGACGAAACCACACACAGAGAAAGGAUUUCCAGGGAUUGGUAAUAUACAGCAAUUUCACUCUACAUAUUUAGUAGGAUGUAUCUUUUUACAAAAAGAAUAGGGAAAAUUCUUCCACUCCAUUUAGCACUCAUUCUGAAGGGUUUUGUUGGCUGUCAAUGUGUUUUAGAAUAGACUCCAUGAAAAUGAGUUGUUGUCACUUUAAAAAGGAUUGCUCUACUUGGGAGCAAAGAUGCAGAGAGCUAAGUUGAACGCAGUUAAAUAGAAAUCCUGUGUACCUGAAUUUAUCAGAUGAGCUCAUUACACAUCAUCUUAAAAUGCACACAUAAUAUCAAUUUCAUUUUCCAGGUUUUCAUAUUGUACUACAAUUAUACAAAAUAUCACUGUUGGGGGAAGUUGGUUGAAAGGUACAUAGGAACCUUGCUGCUGCUACCUAUGAGUUACCACAGUUUCAAAAAAUGAGUGAAAUACUAAAAAUGACACAAAAACUCUAUUAGUACUUGAGUACUUGCAGUAAGACAAACUGCAGGUCAAGUUGGGAUGAGGGGGUCCCUUGAAGAUCUCUAAGAAGGGGUGAAAAUUAUCAGACCAUUUGCAAGAAAGGAGUUUUGUAUUCUGAGUGCUUUCUCUUUGGUUGUAAUUGGAAGCAGUUUAGGAAUAAUCUCAAAGCCUCAAGUACAUAUUUAUAUCUUGGUCAAAACAAUAAGUAGUAUAUUCUUUAAAAAAAAACGACAUACCACAGUGGUGCAGCCACUUCAAUAUUCAUAGCAGCAUAAUUCACAAUUUCUAAACUGUGGAACUAACCUAGAUGCCCUUCAAUAG
This is a messenger RNA of Ictidomys tridecemlineatus (thirteen-lined ground squirrel), 4813 nucleotides long. RefSeq names its product interferon induced protein with tetratricopeptide repeats 1B (gene Ifit1b). Gene Ontology annotation, cellular component: cytosol. The record is from RefSeq and is a predicted model, not a curated record. Lineage: Eukaryota; Metazoa; Chordata; Mammalia; Rodentia; Sciuridae. Gene Ontology annotation, biological process: defense response to virus. Gene Ontology annotation, molecular function: RNA binding; protein binding.